AUGAAGGUCCUCAUCCUCGCCUGUCUGGUGGCCCUUGCUCUUGCAAGGGAGACUGUGGACAGUCUUUCAGGUGAUGAGGAAUCUAUUACACACAUCAAGCAAAAACUUGAGAAGGCUAAAUGUGAGGAACAGCAAAGAGAGGAUGAACGCCAGGAUAAAAUUCACACCUUUUUCCAGCCACAGCCUCCAGUCCCUCCUUAUGCUGAGCCCAUCCCUUAUCCUGUCCUUCCACAAAGCAUCCUGCCUCUUGUUCAGCCUGUUGUGGUGGUUCAUUUCCUUCAGCCUGAAAUAAUGGAACUCUCUGAAGAUAAAGAAACCAUCUUUCCUAAGCACAAAGUGAUGCCCUCCCCUCAAGCUAGACUGAUGUCCCUUUUUGAUCGCCAGACCCGGAAUCUCAGUGGUUUUGAAAAUUCACACCUUCUUAUGCCUCUGCUUCAGCCCUUCAUGCACCAGCCUCUUCCUCAGACCCCAGUGCUUCCUCCUCUCUCCCUGAUGUCUCUUUAUCAGUCCAAAGCCUUGCCUGUUCCCCAGCAAGUGGUGCCCUCCCCCCAGAGGGGUAUGCCCAUUCACACCCUUCUGCAGUACCGGGAGCAUCUACUUGACCCAAUCCAGGAGUCCUACUCCAUGAGUCAACCACUUGCUUCAGUUUAUAACCCAGUGUCUGAGCAUGCCAAAGACUCCAAACAGUAUUUCUGUCUACCACUGACACUUCAGGCAACAUUGGAUAAGCUGGAUAAUAUGGCCCAAGUGAGAGAUCAGCUUGCACAGCAACCUGAACUUAUUGCACAGCCUUCUGUUAUUCUGGACCUCUCUAAAAACUACCAGCUUUUUAAGUCACUUGAUAAAUAA
Molecule: messenger RNA, 849 nt
Organism: Orycteropus afer afer
Lineage: Eukaryota; Metazoa; Chordata; Mammalia; Tubulidentata; Orycteropodidae
Source: RefSeq, a predicted model, not a curated record